CCGUCGGCGCCUCUUAAAGGGGAAGCCGCCCUUUCGGGGCGACGUUUGCCCGCCAAAAAGUUCUCCGAGGCUCCUCCCCUUUAAGGGGUUCAAAAUGGAAGCAGCCUCUCUGAGGAAAGUUUUGGCCCGCAAGGCCCGGGCCGGAAGUGAGGCCUGCGUACGGGGAGACUUCCGGCGGGCGGCGUCGCUCUUCGGCGAGGCCUUGGAGGCGGACCCGGACAACUGUGCGUUGCUUAGCAACCGCUCGGCGGCGCAUCUGCGCAUGCGCGACUAUGCAGGCGCGCUCGCCGAUGCCCAGCGCGCCUGCGCCAUCAACCCCAAGUGGGCCAAGGCCUACUUCCGCCAGGGGGUGGCGCUGCAGUACCUGGGGCGUCACGGGGACGCGCUGGCGGCCUUUGCCUCGGGUCUGGCCCAGGACCCCAAGAGCCUCCAGCUCCUCCUUGGCAUCACCGAGGCCGCCCUCAAGUCCCCCCUCCGAGAGUCCCUGGAGCCGACCUAUGCGCAGCUGCAGCGGAUGGGCCUGGACAAGAGCGCCUUCGUGGUGGUCUCGGUGAUCGGCCAGGAGCUGCUGACCUCGGGGCAGGCGGGGGCGUCCGUGGUGGUCCUCGAGGCCGCCCUCCAGGUCGGGACCGCCUCCCUCCGCCUCCGCGGGUCCGUCCUCUCCGCCCUGGCCGCCGCCCACUGGGCCCUCGGCCAAUCCGAGCGCAGCCAGCACUACAUGCUCCAGGACCUGCACACCGCCAAGGCCCUCGGUGACCAGAUGGGCGAGUGCCGUGCCUAUGGCAACUUAGGCUCCGCCUCCUUCUCCAAAGGCAAUUACCGCGAGGCCCUGACGAACCACCGGCAGCAAUUAAUGCUGGCCAUGAAGCUCAAGGACCGGGAGAGCGCCUCGUCGGCCCUGACCAGCCUGGGCCACGUGUACACGUCCAUCGGGGACUUCCCCAACGCGCUCUCCAGCCACAAGCAGUGCGUCCUGCUGGCCCGCCAGGGACCCCCCUCCCCGGCCGGGCGCCUGACCGAGGCCCGCGAGCUGGGCAACAUGGGCGCCGUCUACAUCGCCAUGGGGGACUUCCAGGAGGCCGUCCGCUGCCACGAGGAGCACCUCCGCCUGGCCAAGGAGCUCGCCGACCCCAAGGAGGAAGCCCGUGCGUACAGCAACCUGGGGAGCGCGUACCACUUCCGGCGCCAGUUUGACCGGGCGAUGUCGUUCCACAACCGAGUCCUGGAGCUGGCCACGCAGUCCGGGGACAAGGCCAUGGAGAUGCGCGCCUUUGCCGGCCUCGGCCACGCCGCCCGCGGGCUCCACCACCUUGACCGCGCCCUCGACUUCCACCAGAAGCAGGCCCAGGCCGCUGAGGAACUUCACGACCGCGCCGCCCAAGGAAGGGCCACCUCCAACCUGGGCAUCCUGCACCAGCUGCAGGGGGACUUCCAGGGGGCGCUGCGCUUGCACCAGGCGCACUUGGCCAUCGCGCAGGAGCUCUCGGACUACGCGGCGCAGGGCCGGGCCUUCGGCAACAUGGGCAACGCGUACAGCGCCCUCGGCCGGUUCGAGGAGGCGCUGCGCUUCCACCGCCAGGAGCUCCAGAUCUCCCUCGAGGUGGCCGACCGCCCCUCCCAGGCCGCCACCCACGGCAACAUGGCCGUCGCCUACCAGGCCCUGGGCGCCUUCGACCGCGCCCUCCAGCACUACCGCCACCACCUCACCAUCGCCCGCGAGAUGCGCGACGCCCACAGCGAGUCCCGCGCGUUGGCAAAUCUCGGAAACUUUUAUUGCUCGCGGAACGAAUUCUCGGAGGCCGUGCCGUAUUACGAGUCGUACUUACGUUUGGCGCCCGACCUGCAGGACCUGGAGGGCGAGGGGAAGAUCUGCCACAACCUCGCCUACGCGCACUACGCGCUCGGGAAUUACGCCGACGCCGUGAAAUAUUACGAGAUGGAUCUCGGGUUGGCGAAGGAUCUGGACGACUCGUUGAGCCAAGCGAAGGCGUAUUGUAAUUUGGGUCUGGCGUACAAGGCGUUGCGCAACGACAACAAGGCGGAGGAGUGCCAGAAGCACUUCCUGUCGCUCUCGCUCGGCAACGCGACCGCCAAAUUCCGCGCGCUGGGCAACCUCGGCGACAUCGCCAUGGACAGAAAGGACUAUCAUUCCGCCAUCAAGCUCUACGAGGAGCAGCUCGACGUCGCGAUCCAAGAUGGCCGCCGCUGCCUCGAGGCCGCCGCCUACGCCGCGCUGGGGUCGGCGUACCGCGCGUUGAAGGAGUACGACAAGGCCAUGGGCUACUUCACCCGGGAACUGGAGGCGUAUCAGGAAGCGUCUGACGCGGCCGGGGAGUGUCGCGCGGAGGCGCAUCUCGCCUCUGUUUACGUGGCGCUCGGGAAGUACAACAUGGCGUUCAAGUGCUACGAGGCGCAGCUGGAGCUGGCGCGCGGGCUGCAGGACCCGGAAGCGGAGUCCCGCGCGUACGGCAACAUGGGCAUCGCCCGGAUGAACGCAGGGGCGCACGAGGAGGCAGUGGGGUUCUUCGAGAGGCAGCUGGCGGCCCUGCAGCAGAGCGCCGGAGCCCAGGCCACGCUGGACCGGGGCCGGGCGCACGGGCACCUCGGGGACUGCUACAUGGCCCUUGGGGACUUCGAGGAGGCCGCCCGGAACUACGAGAAGCACCUCUCCGCCGGGCAAGCCCUGCAGCGCAACGACGAGCAGGAGAAGGCCUACCGCGGGCUGGGCGCCGCACACAGGUCCCUGGGGAGCCUGUCUCAGUCGCUGGUGUGCCUGGAGAAGCGGCUGGUGUGCGCCUUCGAGGGGGGCUCCGGCGGGGGUCCGGGGUCCCGGGCGGAGGCCUUUGGGGACCUGGGCCGGGCGCACGGGCUGCUGGGCAACCUGGAGGCGGCCUCCUCGUGCCUGGAGCGGGCGGCGGGGCUGUGGCGGGAGCGGGGGGACCGGGCGGCGGCGGGGGAGGCCUCGCGGGCGCUGGGGGCGCUGGCCCGGCGGCGGGGGGACGCGCGGGGGGCGCUGGCGCUGUGCGGGGCGGGUCUGGCGGCGGCGGAGGAGGCGGGGGACGCGGGGGCGGCGGGGCGGGCGUACGCGGAGCUGGGCCUGGCCCACGAGGCCCUGGGGGACCUGCCCCGCGCCCUCCAGGCCCACGAGCAGAGGCUCAGCCUGGCCGCCCAGACCGGGGACCUCCCCGCCAAGGCCGACGCCUACGCCGCCCUCGGACGCGCCCACCACGCCCUCCGCAACCACGCCCAGGCCGUCAUGUACCUCCAGGAAGGCCUUCGCCUGGCGGAGCAGCUGUGCCUGCGGGAGGACGAGGCCCGGAUCCGGCACGGCCUGGGCCUCUCCCUCUGGGCCAGCGGGAACCUCGAGGAGGCCCAGCACCAGCUGUACGGGGCGUGCGGGCUCUUUGAGGGCAUCCGGCGGGGCUCCUCCGGCCUGAGCAGCGACUUCCGGGACUCCCUCUUCGGCCUCCAGGCCUCCUCCUACCGCGCCCUCCAACGCGUCCUCGUCGCCCGAGGCCUGACGGCGGAGGCGCUGGGGGUGGCGGAGCGCGGCCGGACGCGGGCCUUUGCGGACCUCCUCCUGGAGCGCCAGGGGGCGGGGCCUCAGGAGGAAGGGGCGGGGCCAGCGGCGGAAGGGGCGGGGCCUCCGGAGGCCGCGGCCACGGAGGGCGUCCUGGAGGCGGUCAGCGGCCAGAGGGGGCUCGUCCUCUACUUCUCCCUGGCCGGAGGGACACUCUACUCCUGGCUCAUCGCCCCCGGAGAAGUUUCCUUCAUCAUACCCUGCCAGUUUGACCUAGGUACUUCUGUAAACAGAAGCAGAAUCAACAAACAAAGUAAACAUUCUACUAUGCCAAGGGGAGAAAUCGAUAGGUAUAUUCCUUGUGGAAAUAUACAGAACACAGCUUUUCAGCAUCUUUUGAACCAAGGGAUCCUGAAGUUCAACGCCUGCUUCCUGGAGGAGGAAGGGGAGGAGCUUCCGGAAGGCCGCGCCCCUUCCUCCUCCACGUUGGAGCAGCUCAUCGCCGGCGCCCGGAAGGAACUCGGAGUGGACGCCAGACCGUCCUUCGCGCAGCGGUCAGUCGAUACAGAGAGCGAGUCGGAAAUGGGCAGCCGACCUUCCACCCCGAUGGCGACCUCUGACCCCAAUGACUUCCUCCGGAUGGUCAGCCGGAACAACCUCCUCAACAGGAAUGGCCAGAGCCUGAGCAGCCUUUGCAGCAGCAGCAGCAGCAGCAACAGCAGCAGCCCCGUCUGUCCGUCAAAGGAAGGGGCGGGAACUUCCUCUCUGCCCCGCAGGAACCCGUCUGGCCCCAAGGUCCCGCCCCUCCGCGCUCUCUAUGAUCUCCUCAUCGCCCCCAUGGAAGGGGGCCUGAUGCCGUCUUGCGGUCAGUUCCAGCGACACUUGACCCUUGUCCUGGAGGGCGACCUCUUCCUGGUGCCCUUUGCCCUCCUGAAAGGAAGUGCUUCUAACGAGUUCCUCUACGAGCGCUUCACCCUCAUCGCCGUCCCCUCCAUCCACGCCCUUACCAACAACAAGAAGGCGGCCCCACCGCCGUGCUCCCCAUCGUCCGUGCUGGUGGUGGCCAAUCCGUCCCUCCCGCCGUCCGUGCGGACGCAGUGGCUGUGGGGCCCGAUGCCGGCGGCCGAGGCGGAGGCGCUGACCGUGGCCGAGACCCUGGGCUGCCCGGCGCUGACCGGCGCGGCCGCCACGAAGGAGCGCGUCACGGCCGCCAUGCCCGCCGCCGAGUGCCUCCACUUUGCGACUCACGUAUCUUGGAAACUCUCCGCCGUUGUCCUGGCCCCGGAGGGCGGGGAGGGCGCCGAGGGCGAGGUCCCGACGCACGACUUCCUGCUGACGGCGGCCGACGUCCUGGCGCUGAGGCUGCGGGCCAAGCUGGUGGUGCUGGGCUGCUGGCCGGAGUCGCCCGCCGGACAACUGACCGCCGACGGGCUGGUCGCCCUCAGCCGGGCCUUCCUGGCCGCCGGGGCCCAGUGCGUCCUCGUCCAGCUCUGGCCCGUCCCCGCCGAGGCCUCCGCCGCCUUCGCCGCCGGAUUCUACGGGGCCCUGGCCGGGGGUGGAGUGGCCCGCGGAGGAGGAGGAGGGGGUGGAGUGGCCGUCAGCGCCGCCCUGGUCGAGGGCAUCAAGGCCGUCCAGCGGAGGCAGACCAAGGGGAGCGACCACCCGGCACAGUGGGCAGGCUUCACCCUGAUUGGGCGUGACGUGAAGCUGAGCAGCCCCUCGUCCCUGAUUGGCCAGGCCUUGAGGGAGAUCCUGCAGCACCCGGACAGGGCCCGCGACGCCCUGAGGGUCCUCCUCCACCUGGUGGAGAAGUCCCUGCAGCGCAUCCAGGGGGGCCAGCAGAACGCGAUGUACACGUCCCAGAGCAGCGUGGCCAAGAAGGUGGGCGGGGUCCCCGGGUGGGAGGCCCUGCUCAGCGCGGUGGGCUUCCGCCUCGACCCCGGCGGGCCCUCCCCCACUUCCACUUCCUGCUCGGAGGGAGGGAAGAGGAAGGAAGCGGCCUCCUCCCUGCCGGCCGCCGUCUUCUUCCCCACCAAGGACCCCGGGGACCGGCUCCAGCAGUGCAGCAGCACCCUCCAGGCACUCCUGGGGCUCCCUGUGUCGGCCUUGCAGGCUCUGUGCAAACUCACCUCGGCCUCCGAAGCCGGAGAGCAGCUCAUCAGCCAGGCUGUGAGGAAUAUGGUGGGAAUGCUCCACCAGGUGCUGGUCCACUUCCAGGUCGGGGAGAAGGACCCGGAGGCCAUUUCCUCUUCCUGUACUUCCACUUCCUCUUCCACAUCCUCCUUCCAGGUCGCCAUCAGCGUCCAAUUAUGGCGACUUCCCGGUUGCCACGAGUUCCUGGCCGCCCUCGGCUUCGACUUGUGCGAAGUGGGUCAGGAAGAGGUCAUCUUGAAGACGGGCAAGCAGGCCGGGAGACGACCCUUGACCUUUGCCCUCCAGGCCCUCAUGGCCCUCUUCGACUGGGCGGAGGUCCCGAAGCGCCUGAGCCUGGACAGCUCCUCCUCCUUGGAGUCUUUGGCCUCCUCCUCGGCCCCGCCCCCUCUGCCCUUGGCCCCGCCCCUCUGUCCGAGCGGUCAUCUCGGCCCCUCCUCGGACGCCCUGUCCCUCUACAGCCUCAGCUCCGUCGCUUCGUCUGCCCGGAGGGCCAAAGACGAGGACGAAGACGAGGACGAGGAGGAGGAGGAGGAGGAGGAGGACCACUACGGCGGCUUCUCCAUCGUGUCCAGCGAGGCCGUGACCUUCUCCCCCGGCCCCAACUCCCCCUUCCAGGCGGUCAAGAAGGCCCUCGAAACCGGCGGGUCCGCGGAGCGGCGAUUGUCCGAAGGAAGCGCCUUCCGACGCCCGGCUUCUACUUUGACCCCCGAGAGGGGCGUCCAGGCACUGCUCAACCUCUCCCCCCGCCACGGGGCUGACCGCUUGACCGCCGCCUUGCCGUCCAUCCGGCCCAAUGGGCGCAACAGCCGUUUCCUGCCCCCCUCUGGGCGCCUCUUCCCGUCUCCCAAGUGCUGAACCAGCGCACGUGGACUGGGCGGCCUCUGGGAUUCCGGAACACGCCAACCGGCGUUGAGGGGUCGGGUUAUUCGGACCCUCAGGAGGGUCAAGGGGAUUAUUCGGACCCUAGUGGACGUUGCCCUCAAGAGGUCUUCACUGAAGAUCAAAGGGUCAGACAUUUGGGUCUUAUGGUCAACUGCUUAUGUGGUCGUGUUACGGGGUCUUAUGGUUAAGAAGUCAAACAAUUGGGUCUUAGGGUCAUCUCUAUGGAUUAUUCGGACCCUGGUGGACAUUACGGUCAAGAGGUCAUUUCAAUGGGUCAUCUCUAUGGAUUAAUCGGAACCUGAUGGACAUUACGGUCAAGAGGUCUUCACUGAAGAUCAAAGGGUCAGACAUUUGGGUCUUAUGGUCAACUGCUUAUGUGGUCGUGUUACGGGGUCUUAUGGUUAAGAAGUCAAACAAUUGGGUCUUAGGGUCAUCUCUAUGGAUUAUUCGGACCCUGGUGGACAUUACGGUCAAGAGGUCAUUUCAAUGGGUCAUCUCUAUGGAUUAAUCGGAACCUGAUGGACAUUACAGUCAAGAGGUCAAUCAAUGGGUCAAUGGGUCAUCUUUAUGGAUUAUUCAGACCCCAAUGGACAUUAUGGUCAAGAGGUCAUUUCAAUGGGUCAACAAUAUGGAUAGUUUGGAUGGUCAAGAGGUCAUUUCAAUGGGUUAAUGGGUCAUCUUUAUGGAUUAUUCAGACCCCGAUGGACAUUAUGGUCAAGAGGUCAUUUCAAUGGGUCAAUGGGUCAUCUUUAUGGAUUAUUCAGACCCUGAUGGACAUUAUGGUCAAGAGGUCAUUUCAAUGGGUCAACACUAUGGAUAGUUUGGAUGUUCAAGAGGUCAUUUCAAUGGGUCAAUGGGUCAUCUUUAUGGAUUAUUCAGACCCCGAUGGACAUUAUGGUCAAGAGGUCAUUUCAAUGUGUCAACAAUAUGGAUAGUUUGGAUGGUCAAGAGGUCAUUUCAAUGGGUUAAUGGGUCAUCUUUAUGGAUUAUUCAGACCCCAAUGGACAUUAUGGUCAAGAGGUCAUUUCAAUGGGUCAUCUCUAUGGAUUAAUCGGAACCUGAUGGACAUUACAGUCAAGAGGUCAAUCAAUGGGUUAAUGGGUCAUCUUUAUGGAUUAUUCAGACCCCGAUGGACAUUAUGGUCAAGAGGUCAUUUCAAUGGGUCAACAAUAUGGAUAGUUUGGAUGGUCAAGAGGUCAUUUCAAUGGGUCAUCUUUAUGGAUUAUUCAGACCCUGAUGGACAUUAUGGUCAAGAGGUCAUUUCAAUGGGUCAACACUAUGGAUAGUUUGGAUGUUCAAGAGGUCAUUUCAAUGGGUUAAUGGGUCAUCUCUAUGGAUUAUUCAGACCCCAAUGGACAUUAUGGUCAAGAGGUCAUUUCAAUGGGUCAACACUAUGGAUAGUUUGGAUGUUCAAGAGGUCAUUUCAAUGGGUUAAUGGGUCAUCUUUAUGGAUUAUUCAGACCCCGAUGGACAUUAUGGUCAAGAGGUCAUUUCAAUGGGUCAAUGGGUCAUCUUUAUGGAUUAUUCAGACCCCGAUGGACAUUAUGGUCAAGAGGUCAUUUCAAUGUGUCAACAAUAUGGAUAGUUUGGAUGGUCAAGAGGUCAUUUCAAUG
Messenger RNA from Anolis carolinensis (green anole), 8169 nucleotides. RefSeq names its product tetratricopeptide repeat protein 28-like. The coding region runs from base 95 to 6529 and encodes 2144 amino acids. NCBI's taxonomy places the organism in Eukaryota, Metazoa, Chordata, Lepidosauria, Squamata, Anolidae. Gene Ontology annotation, molecular function: protein binding. The record is from RefSeq and is a predicted model, not a curated record. The transcript is spliced from 27 exons.